GGUUGCUCUGUUUGUGGCUGUGUAGUAAAGCUGCUGAAGAAUGUUUAAGUAUCGCAUCCGGAUGUUCUUUAAUGAACUCAAAGUGUUGCUACUGAUGCGUUCUGGAUCAAGCAGGAGGACGGACACUGACCCGAACACACAGACCACGAUGAGAGGGCUCGCUAUUGGAGGCUGUGGUUGGCCACAGCUGAGCUGCUCUCAGCGGGACGACGAGGAGGAGUACUAUGGCUCUGACCUCCGGCCACGAAGCCUGGCGUUUGAGGAUAAAGAAGGUGCCAAACCUCAGGGAGGAGGAGUAGGAAACAUGGAUGCUGCUUCACUCCCGAGUCUCUCAGAGAGCGGGACGCGAUCACCGCAGUGCCGGAUCUGCUUCCAGGGGCCAGAAAAGGGGGAGUUGCUGAGCCCUUGUCGCUGUGAUGGCUCAGUGCGCUGUACCCACCAGUCCUGCCUUAUCCGCUGGAUCAGUGAGAGAGGCUCCUGGAGCUGUGAGCUCUGCUACUUUAAGUACCAGGUGUUGGCCAUUAGAACCAAAAACCCACUGCAGUGGCAGGCCAUCUCUCUGACUGUGAUUGAGAAGGUACAGAUUGCAGCCAUUAUCCUCGGCUCUCUGUUCCUCAUCGCAAGUAUUUCCUGGUUGGUUUGGUCCUCUCUCAGCCCCUCAGCCAAAUGGCAACGGCAGGACCUUCUCUUCCAGAUAUGCUACGGCAUGUACGGCUUCAUGGACAUAGUUUGCAUAGGCCUUAUAAUCCACGAAGGAUCAUCUGUCUACCGGAUCUUUAAGCGCUGGCAGGCGGUGAACCAGAAGUGGAAAGUGCUGAAUUAUGACAAAGCAAAGGACUUAGGGGAUCCCAUCAGUUCCAGCAGCAAAAGCACUGUUCGAGUAGAGAGGAACUCUUCUCACACUGUCACAGACAGCAGCCGGAGGGCAAACCGCCAUAUCAGGACUAUUCUCAACCACCACUGUGGCUACACUGUUUUACAUUUCCUUAGCCAGCUAAGACCCAACAACUUGCACAGCAGCAACCAUGAGGUGGUCAUGAGAGUGACCACCGUAUGAAGCUGACUAAAGUGCUGUAAUGUUUAAGGAGGAGAAAAGUGUUGAUUGGGGUUUAAUUAAAUAAAAUCCCAAUCUGCCAUAUAAACACUGCCGUGAACUUCCACUUUCAUAUUUCCUUCUCAGAUUCUGCUGGAGUUAAGGAUGAGUAUUACCUAUUUUGUGAGAAACUUGAAGUUUUUAUUUGAGACUUUAAAUGUGAAGCCUGUGAAUUGAGAAAAAAAAAAGAUUUUGAACAGAUUCUUUCUUAAAGCAAGUAACCAUUUUUAACACUAUGACUAAGGUUUCAAAAUGUAACCAAACAAGUUUGUUUUACUUAGAAAAGAAAAGAAAAAGUUGGAUUUGGAUUUGUUUUUAAGGUUGAUUAGGAUUUGACAAUGUAAGUGAGAGUUUGAUGGUGAUAAUGAUUGUGCUUCUACGUAUGACCACUGUAGCAGUUCCCCUUCUAAUGUUUCUGUGUAUGUCUGAGGGUUUGCCAUGAUCUUGGCAACUUGUGCUGUUUUCACCUAAAGUUGAACUGAUGGAUAAGUCAAGAAAAUGCCCAAUAAA
Pundamilia nyererei is the source of this 1603-nucleotide messenger RNA. Its product is annotated as E3 ubiquitin-protein ligase MARCH9. Gene Ontology annotation, biological process: protein ubiquitination. Gene Ontology annotation, molecular function: zinc ion binding; ubiquitin-protein transferase activity. The transcript has 4 exons. The record is from RefSeq and is a predicted model, not a curated record. NCBI's taxonomy places the organism in Eukaryota, Metazoa, Chordata, Actinopteri, Cichliformes, Cichlidae. The coding region runs from base 41 to 1057 and encodes 338 amino acids.